AUGCAGCAGCCGAACAGCCCUGCUGCCCCAGCUAUGAGUCAGGCCGUCUCAGAGCAGCCAGAAUCUCCCCAGUCUAUGCACGUCGUCCAUAUGCGUGGCGGUGGAGGUGGGGAUAUUUGCUGUGGGAUCUGUGUUGGAUUCUGCUGUUUUGAGUGUUGCGAGUGCUGUUGUGGUGAUUGCUGCGGUCCAGAUGGUCCUCCCAUGGGCGGCCCUCCUGGCCCUCCCUGA
This is a messenger RNA of Penicillium subrubescens, 228 nucleotides long. RefSeq lists its product as uncharacterized. The coding region runs from base 1 to 228 and encodes 75 amino acids. The transcript has 3 exons. The record is from RefSeq and is a predicted model, not a curated record. Lineage: Eukaryota; Fungi; Ascomycota; Eurotiomycetes; Eurotiales; Aspergillaceae.